Cuscuta europaea is the source of this 1878-nucleotide messenger RNA. NCBI's taxonomy places the organism in Eukaryota, Viridiplantae, Streptophyta, Magnoliopsida, Solanales, Convolvulaceae. The record is from the annotation of a GenBank genome assembly.
AGAGCCUGUUUGGUGACUCUAUUUUUUGCUUUUCCAGCUUUUUAUCAUUUUUUCACGAAACACGUAACUUAUGAUUUCGUGUACUGGAUUGUGUAAUACUCCCCCGUCCCUUAUAACUUUGUCAUUUUCCUUUUUUGGAUGUCCCAAAAACUUUGCCACUUUCCCUUUUAAUCAAUCAAAUUGUGUUUCAUGUUAUUUCUCUCUCCUCUGCACAUAUCUCAACCACACAGUUUUUACUUUAUUAUUUCUCGUGCCGCUCAAACAUGACAAAGUAUUGAGGGAAGGGAGUACUCGGUAAUGAUUUCGUUCCAUGGGACAAUGCAUUCUACACAUUGAAGAUUGAUUUAAUUUAUUGACAGAUCUGUCGAUGCUCGCUGCAGGUGGUGUGGAUGCGAUUUCGGAUCAGGGCUGAAGGUUUCUCGCUCAAGAACCCAAACAGAAGGGCUCUUUCAGAACAAGGCUAAAAAGGUGGAUUGAAUUUCCGGCAUGGGGGCCGAAGCUGACCCAGAUUCGUUUACAUGUGAGAGAGCUUCGUCCUCAGCAACAUGUACAGUUAAAACAUGACUCUCUUGACCGAUCCACAGAUGAGUGCGCCUUCUUCCUUCUCAACAAGGAUGCAACUGAGUUCCUUUAGAUCUAGAUGUAUCAAAAGAAAUCUCUAUUAAAAUUGAAAGUAAAGUUUUUAGUUUCAAUUUGGCACAUCUGAAUAUGAAUAUCUGUCAAAUUAAGGGCAACUUUUCUCGGUCUAUCUCAUUGGAUGAGCAAGGUGUUACUUGGUUGUGUGAUUCUUUCAGUUCGAUACAAUCCGGAGCUUCACAGGUUUUUACAAGGUAUGAGCAAGAUCGUGAAAUACUUCUUGCAUUUGAAGCAAAUAAAUUUGGGGGUUUUAUGCGUUUAGUUGAUUCUAGAAAUUUGAGGAGUUCAACUAUAAUUGAAGGAUGGAGAAGUGAAGGGUUUAAAAGUUUCUUUUCAACUUUGUUGAGCCAACGUGAUAGGUUGACAGUUUUCGAGAAGCUGCCACAAGUGGAUUUUGGGGUUGUUUGCUCGGACAGAGUGUCAGAUUUUGGGGUUAUUUUUUUGGUCAAAGAGUCAUCUUCUAAAGAAGGAGGGUCUAUAUCCUCUUUAAUUUUUAAAGAAGAUUUGCAUUAUGUUGGGCUUAUUUAUGAUCCGGAUAACAUUUCAAGCAAUGCUUUUGUGAUUCGGGAUACUUCACAGAGGACAUGACAUUAUCUUUUGAAACCAAGGAGAUAGACGUGACAAAUAUGCUUGAAACUACUCCUCUCCAAAUCACAUUUUCACCCCAGAAAACUGAACCUCUAUUAGCAGAUGGAUUGGUUUCUCCUCGGACUGAAGUUUUGGAAUCUAAUAUUUCGGGUGGAAAAUAUUUUGAAGUUACGCAUGUUCAAAGGAUACUCUCUGAUCGUGAGCUAAUAGACCACGUUGCUAACACUAAAUGGGACUCUUCCCGUUCUAGAUUGCUACCUCAAAGGAGUACUCGUCUCAAGGCUAAAAAAUUGGUUGACACAUAGGGUCGCUUCUAUCUUUACAGAAUUAGCUUAUGGAUAUUUUGGGGAGUUCAAAUCUCUUUCGGGCAACUCAAUACAAUUCAACAUGGAGCUUCUCUUUUACUCUAGGGCUUUGAAUGGUGGUGGAUUUGCAUGGUCUUUUUGGAUAGUUCGUUUUAAUUUUUUCUCAUUAGCGAUUUUGUUUCACUAGUUUUUUCCCCAUCAUUUGUACUCUUCGUAAUAAAAUUUCAAUAAAUUUCUGCUUAAAAAAAAUAUAAACAUUGUACUAAAUUAUAAUAUUCGUGCGAUGCACGGGACAAUUCAUUCUCCAUAUUGAAGAGUGCAACUGCCCUCACUAAUGACCUCUAGUUGC